AUGGGGCCACCGAUGCCUUCGUCGAAUUCUGGGCCAUCAACUCAGACGAGUCAUACGGUGACAGACCAAGCAGAAAUGGCUACGGAGGAACAAGUUGCAAAAGCAAAUGAGGAUAUACCCUCAAGCGUCCAGAGCGUGGAUACAGUUAAAUCUAGUGAUGAGGCGCUUAUAGAAGAUUUGGAAGUGGAACUUCUGGAGGCCAUUGGAAACCGAGUGGCGGCAGAAAGGGUACUGGCACCAGCCAUUCCAAGAACAAAAGAUGAUAACGGAGAUCACAAAAUAUCAACUUCCCAAGUUGCCUUAAUAAAGAAACUUAGCGAGGCUGCGCGCUUAAUGGCCGACGUACAGAGAGAUGAGUCGUUGACUCGUAGAAGUCUAGUUCUAACUGCUAUUAGUAGUUCGCAAAAAGAAACGCUAGAAUCUUCAGUGUCUGACGAAUGGCUGUUUGGCACAAAACUGGGAGAUCGGAUUAGAGCAGCCAAGACGAUUGAAAAAUCUGGCAAGGAUCUGAAAACGAAGCCUAAAGUCACUGCGAGGACAAAAAACUUCAAGGCCCCGCCUCGACGCCAGCCCUUCAGGACCAUGACAUCAGGCGGGUACCGAAACAAACCCUACCAGAACCAGUUUGGCAGGAAGAAUUGGUCCAUCCAGAAUGCGAGCAAUCGCAACAGCUUCCAAUCGCAGCAGACGGAGAAAACCCCACAGAAAAAGACUUAGUUUUAACAGAGGUAAAUACC
Wasmannia auropunctata (little fire ant) is the source of this 737-nucleotide messenger RNA. RefSeq lists its product as uncharacterized. Bases 1 to 717 code for a protein of 238 amino acids. The record is from RefSeq and is a predicted model, not a curated record. The transcript is spliced from 2 exons. NCBI's taxonomy places the organism in Eukaryota, Metazoa, Arthropoda, Insecta, Hymenoptera, Formicidae.